CUACUGUAGUCAGCUGUGCUGGCAGCUCAGCUGAUUUCCAAUUAUUUCAAAAUAAUUUCAUACCUUUGCGAAAACAUAACAAAGAUCACUAACUACCAUUUUUAUUCUUAUUUCGUUAAAUAAUGUCACGGAAGUGUGAUUUUCUGGUCGUCGGAGGCGGCAUUGCAGGUGUAAGUUGUGCUGAGACAUUGGCCAUCUGUCGGCCCAAUGCCUCUAUUCUUCUGCUCACGGAAUCGCGCAUCGUAAAGAGCGUCACAAAUCUGGUGCCCAUCGCCCGCUAUCUGCACAAGUUUGACGUCCGAGAGCAAGAUGUGUCAGAAAUGGGAGUCACCAUAGAUACGCUGGUGGACCAGCUGGAUCACAUCAACAGCAGCGAACACUGGAUUCGCACCAAAGGCGGUCUGGUUAUCCGCUAUGACUAUUUAUGCCUUUGCACUGGCGGAGCUCCGAAAUUAUUCAACUUACGCCACGAAAAAUCUCGUAUAAUUGGAAUCAGGGACACGGAUUCCGUUCUGGAAUUGCAGCGACGACUGGUGGCGGCCAAGGACGUCCUGAUUCUGGGAAACGGAGGCAUAGCUAGUGAACUGGCCUACGAACUAAAGGACGUAAAUGUGCACUGGGUGGUGAAGGACAGCCAUAUUUCAGCUACCUUUGUAGAUCCUGGAGCAGCAGAAUUCUUCCAGUUGGCCAGGAGCGAAGUGCCGGAGAAGGACGCCCAUCCAAAAACAGCCAUUAAGCGGAUGCGUUAUGGAGAAAUGAUGCCGAAGGAACAGCAGGAAAGUAGUCAUGGCGCUGCUCUGGGUCCCGAUUGGCAUCGGACCUUCGACUUGAGUGGCGCUGCUAGGAAUGGAGAUAAAGUUUUGCCAAAAAUUUACUACAAGUCUCACAUACUAGACUACCAGGAACUUCCCGAAAGGGGGCUUGCAAUUAAACUGGGCCAUGACGACGGCUCUUCCGAAGAGAUAGUCUGUGAUUUCAUUGUAUCUGCCACAGGAGUCCAACCCCGUCAUGAAUACACUUCCGACUCGCCAAUUACGUUGGCAAGCGACGGAGGCUUCGCCGUUGAUGAGAUGAUGCGAACCAAUCUGCCGGACGUCUAUGCGGCGGGCGACGUGUGCACUGCUUCCUGGUCACCUGCGCCGCACUGGUUCCAAAUGCGUCUUUGGACACAGGCCCGUCAAAUGGGCUCCAUGGCGGGACGGAGCAUGGCGGCCAAGAGCGAGGGAGAAACUGUGUACCAGGAUUUUUGUUUCGAGCUUUUCGGUCAUGUCACGCAGCUUUUUGGGUUCCCAGUCGUACUUCUAGGACGCUUCAACGGCCAAGAUCUGGGUCGGGACUACGAAAUACUAGUGCGAUGCACUCGGCAUAAGGAAUACAUCAAGUUUGUACUCCAAAACGGAAAACUGAGGGGUGCCAUACUGAUUGGAGACACCGACUUAGCCGAGACCUGCGAGAACCUUAUUCUGAAUGGCAUAAACCUGGAACCAUAUGGCGAUGAUAUACUCAAUCCCGACAUUGACAUUGAAGACUAUUUUGAUUAA
Drosophila ananassae is the source of this 1541-nucleotide messenger RNA. It is a transcript of the gene Pyroxd1, whose product is annotated as pyridine nucleotide-disulfide oxidoreductase domain-containing protein 1. Gene Ontology annotation, molecular function: flavin adenine dinucleotide binding; oxidoreductase activity. Lineage: Eukaryota; Metazoa; Arthropoda; Insecta; Diptera; Drosophilidae. The record is from RefSeq and is a predicted model, not a curated record. Bases 123 to 1541 code for a protein of 472 amino acids. The transcript has a single exon.